CGGCGGAGGCGGCAGCAGUUGAACCGGGGAGCUGUUUUCUACGGCACGAGCCGAAUGGCGGACCGCGAGGCGUCGCCGAUACCGUUGGAGAUCCGAGCCCGGCUGGCGGAGCUGGAGCUGGAGCUGUCAGAGGGGGACAUCACUCAGAAGGGUUAUGAGAAGAAGAGGUCCAAGCUGAUCAGGGCAUAUGUUCCACAUGCUGGAGGUAUGGAAGGGCCCAUGUCUCACCGGGCCCCGCUCGGCCCUCCCUCUGCCGCCCGUUUCCACCGGCGGAGAACCUCCGGCACCAGAGAUGAACGCUACCGAUCAGACGUCCACACCGAGGCCGUGCAGGCUGUGCUGGCGCGACACGUGGAGAGGAAGGUGGCGGUGCCCAUGCCGUCCAAAAGACGCUCGCUGGUGGUGCAGACCUCCAUGGAUGCAUACACGCCUCCAGGCCUGUCCCCCCUGUGCUCAGACUCGUCGUCGGGCUCAGAGGAGGAGGCGGGGCCGGGCGACGACAUGUCGGGCAUGGAGCACUGGAUGAGCCGCCCGUCCCAGUUAGGCCCCGCCCACCUGGGCUCCACCUCCUCCUCCUCCUCGUCGACGCAGAGCGGAGGCAGCGGCAACGCCGGGCGGCUGGCCGACUUCGCUGGCGCACACGCACAUCAGCACCUGGCGCACACGCACCUGGCGCACACGCACCUGGGCCAGUCGCACCACCAGCAGAGCCACCUGUCACAGUCGCACCACGGUAUCGGCCACUUGUCUCUGAAGAGGAAGGGAGCUCUGAGUGUCGCAGAGAACGGAGGAUCUCUGCGACGAUCCUGCGAGUUUGGAUCUGACAUGCUGUGGCCCCCGCCGCUGGAGUCAGACGAGAACCACUCGGCCCCCCCGGAUGUGACAGGCUACUCGUCGGACUCGUCCCACUCCCACACCGAGCGUCACCACAUGGCCAAUAUGGGAACCAUUGCCAGGAACACACAGAAGUACGGCAACGCGGAGCGCAUGGAGACGGGCGACGGCGUCCCGGUCAGCAGCCGUGUGUCGGCUAAGAUCCAGCAGCUCGUGAACACGCUGAAGCAGCCCCGCAGACCUCCGCUGCGAGAGUUUUUUGUCGACGACUUUGACGAACUUCUCGAGGUCCAGCAGCCGGACCCCAAUCAGCCUCGGCCGGAGGGGGCGGAGAUGAUGCCGGUGCGAGGCGAGGCGCUGGGGGUGGUCACUAACUGGCCCCCCUCCCUGGAGGCCGCGCUGCAACGCUGGGGAACCAUAUCCCCUAAAGCCCCCUGCCUCACCAGCCUGGACACGGCAGGGAAGCCGCUCUAUGUGCUCACAUAUGGGAAGCUGUGGUCUCGCAGCAUCAAGCUUGCCUACAACAUCCUCCACAAACUGGGCAGCAAGCAGGAGCCCAUGGUGCGACCGGGCGAUCGGGUAGCGUUGGUGUUUCCUAACAACGACCCUGUGGCCUUCAUGGUGGCCUUCUACGGCUGCCUGCUGGCGGAGGUGGUCCCUGUCCCCAUAGAGGUGCCACUAAGUCGCAAGGACGCCGGCAGCCAGCAGAUCGGAUUCCUGCUGGGCAGCUGUGGCGUUACCGUGGCGCUGACCAGCGAUGCCUGCCACAAGGGUCUGCCCAAGAGUGCAACAGGAGAGAUCCCACAGUUCAAAGGUUGGCCCAAGUUGCUGUGGUUUGUAACCGAGUCGAAGCAUCUUUCCAAACCUCCCAGAGACUGGUUCCCUCACAUCAAGGAUGCAAACAAUGACACUGCUUACAUAGAGUAUAAAACCUGUAAAGACGGCAGCGUGUUGGGAGUCACAGUGACGAGGAUCGCUCUGCUCACACACUGCCAGGCUCUCACCCAGUCCUGCAGCUACACUGAGGCCGAGACCAUAGUGAACGUCCUGGACUUUAAGAAGGACGUGGGCCUGUGGCACGGCAUCCUGACGAGUGUGAUGAACAUGAUGCACGUGAUCAGCGUGCCCUACUCGCUGAUGAAGGUCAACCCUCUGUCGUGGAUCCAGAAAGUCUGCCAGUACAAAGCCAAGGUAGCCUGUGUGAAGUCCAGAGACAUGCACUGGGCUCUGGUGGCCCACAAAGACCAGAAGGACAUCAACCUGAGCUCGCUGCGCAUGCUGCUGGUGGCCGACGGAUCAAACCCCUGGUCCAUCUCCUCCUGCGACGCCUUCCUCAACGUCUUUCAGACCAAAGGGCUGCGGGGUGAGGUGAUCUGUCCCUGCGCCAGCUCCCCCGAGGCCCUCACCGUCGCCAUCAGGAGGCCAGUGGAGGACAGCAGCCAGCCUCCGGGUCGAGGCGUCCUGUCCAUGCAGGGUCUGAGCUACGGCGUGGUCAGGGUCGACACAGAGGAGCGUCUCUCGGUGCUCACCGUGCAGGACGUGGGCACCGUCACACCAGGAGGCUUGGUGUGUGUGGUGAAACCAGAGGGCGUCCCUCAGCUCUGUCAGACGGAUGAGAUCGGCGAGCUCUGCGUUUGCUCCAUCGCCACCGGCACCUCCUACUACGGCCUCACCGGCAUGACCAAGAAUACGUUUGAGGUUUACCCGGUGAGCUCCAGCGGGGGGCUGAUCAGCGAGUACGCCUUCGUGCGGACCGGCCUGCUGGGCUUCAUCGGCCCCGGCGGCCUCGUCUUCAUCACGGGCAAGAUGGACGGACUCAUCAUGGUGAGCGGGCGGAGGCACAACGCCGACGACAUCGUCGCCACGGCGCUGGCGGUGGAGCCGAUGAAAUUUGUCUACAGAGGCAGGAUAGCGGUUUUCUCCGUGACGGUGCUAAGGGACGAGAGGAUCGUGGUCGUGGCCGAGCAGAGGCCCGACUCCACAGAGGAGGACAGCUUCCAGUGGAUGAGCCGCGUACUGCAGGCCAUAGACAGUAUCCACGGGGUGGGUGUGUUCUGCCUCGCUCUGGUCCCGGCCAACACGCUGCCCAAGACUCCUCUGGGCGGCAUACACCUGUCCGAGAUCAAGCAGCUGUACCUGGAGGGCGGGCUGCACCCCUGCAACGUCCUCAUGUGCCCCCACACCUGCGUCACCAACCUGCCCAAACCCCGGCAGAAACAACCAGAGAUCGGACCUGCCUCUGUGAUGGUGGGGAAUCUGGUGUCAGGGAAGAGGAUCGCUCAGGCCAGCGGCAGAGAUUUGGGACAAACCGACGACAACGACCAGUUCCUGUUCCUGUCUGAGGUUCUGCAGUGGAGAGCUCAGACCACACCAGACCACGUCCUCUACACCCUGCUCAGCUCCCGGGGGGCGGUGUCCAGCUCUCUCACCUGUCUGCAGCUGCACAAGAGGGCAGAGCGAGUGGCAGCUCUGCUGAUGGAGAGAGGAGGUCUGCAGGAGGGAGACCACGUCGCUCUGGUCUACCCACCAGGUAUAGACCUGAUCGCGGCGUUCUACGGCUGCCUGUACGCCGGCUGCGUUCCCAUCACAGUGCGACCUCCUCACCCUCAGAACAUCUCCACCACGCUGCCCACCGUCAAGAUGAUCGUCGAGGUCAGCCACUCAGCCUGUGUGAUGACCACGGCGGUCAUCUGUAAGCUGCUGCGCUCCAAGGAGGCCACGGCCACCGUGGACAUCAGGAACUGGCCUCCUGUUCUGGACACAGAUGACCUGCCAAAGAAGAAGCCUCCAGCUCUCUAUAAGCCCACCAACCCUGACGGCCUGGCCUAUCUGGACUUCAGCGUGUCUACGACCGGCAUGCUGGCCGGAGUUCAGAUGUCCCACAAUGCCGUCGGAGCCUUCUGUCGGUCGGUGAAGCUGCAGUGUGAGCUGUACCCGUCCAGGGAGGUGGCCAUCUGUCUGGAUCCGUACUGCGGCCUCGGCUUCGUCCUCUGGUGUCUCUGCAGCGUGUACUCGGGCCACCAGUCCAUCCUGAUCCCCCCGGUGGAGCUGGAGUCCAACCCGGCGCUGUGGCUGCUGGCCGUCAGCCAGCUGAGGGUGCGAGACACCUUCUGCUCCUACAGCGUCAUGGAGCUCUGCACCAAAGGACUCGGCCUGCAGACAGAGGCGCUCAAGGCUCGGGGUCUUGAUCUGUCCCGGGUGCGGGCCUGCGUGGUGGUGGCGGAGGAGAGGCCCAGGAUGUCGCUCACACACUCCUUCUCCAAACUCUUCAAAGACCUCGGCCUUCACCCGCGCUCCGUCAGCACGGCCUUCGGCUGCAGGGUCAACCUGGCCAUCUGCCUGCAGGGCACGUCAGGACCGGACCCCACUACUGUGUACGUGGACAUGAGAGCGCUGCGCCAUGACAGGGUUCGGUUAGUGGAGAGAGGUUCUCCUCACAGUCUGCCGCUAAUGGAGUCCGGCAAGAUCCUACCUGGAGUUCGAAUCAUUAUCGCCAACCCAGAGACCAAAGGACCGCUGGGAGACUCGCACCUCGGAGAGAUUUGGGUUCACAGCGCUCAUAACGGCAGCGGUUACUACAGCGGUUACGGCGAGGAGGUCCUCCAGUCCGAUCACUUCAACUCCAGACUCAGUUUUGGAGACACUCAGACCGUCUGGGCCAGGACGGGCUACCUGGGCUUCCUCCGCCGCACCGAGCUCACCGACGCCAACGGAGAGAGACACGACGCUCUGUUCGUGGUGGGAGCUCUGGAGGAGGCCAUGGAGCUGCGGGGGAUGAGGUACCAUCCCAUUGACAUCGAGACCUCCGUCAUACGUGCGCACAAGAGCAUCAUGGAGUGCGCCGUCUUCCCUUGGACCAACCUGCUGGUGGUGGUGGUGGAGCUGGAGGGCUCCGAGCAGGAGGCCCUGGACCUGGUUCCCAUGGUGACCAAGGCGGUGCUGGAGGAGCACUACCUGAUCGUGGGCGUGGUCGUGGUGACGGACAUCGGCGUCAUCCCCAUCAACUCCCGCGGCGAGAAACAGCGCAUGCACCUCCGCGACGGCUUCUUACAAGACCAGCUAGACCCCAUCUACGUGGCCUACAACAUGUAGCCUGAGUGUGUGUGUGUGUGUGUGUGUGUGUGUGUGUGUGUGUGUGUGUGUGUGUGUGUGUAGGAGAGAGAGAGAGAGAGCGAGCAUGCGUCUGUAUGCCGUGCAUAUCGCCGUUGUUGUUCAUUUAUUUCCCAAAAUCCAGAUGUACUGUAUUUUUGAACCUGCAUAUGGUGUGGUCUUAAGUCGUCCGUUUUCUUUAAAGUCGUGUUGUGCCGGUUGAUUGAUUGAUUGAUUGAUUGAUUGCUCAGUGGUGGUGUGACCUUUUUUUACUUUAUUUUAUUUUAUUUUUUCUCCACCCCCGCUCAAUCUCGUGACCGUUACCAGGAGCUCGUCACUGUAGAAAGCCUUAGGGGAACACUGUGUACGGGGCGGCAGCUCCGGGUCGUUUUUCAGAGGUUUUAGGAGGUAAAAGUAGAGAGAGAGAAACACUAGAGGCUGUAUCUGACGUCAUGUUUCACUGGUCGACUCGAAAAAUCCCAGAUCUGUGGUAUUAUUUCAAUUAGAACAGGGGCAGCCAGAUUAUUGUAAAAAUAUAAAUAUUGUACAUAGACAUAAUAAUCUAUAUGGAGAGGUACCUAAAACACGGUGAGGUGUAGUAGCCCCUAUAUGCAGCUCUCUCCACCCGCACCCUGUGUGUGUGUGUCUGCAGAGUGUGUGUCUCUGUCUGUGAGUGUGUGUUCAUCUGUCCGUGUUCAUGUGCGACAGGGACAUUUUACCUAGUUUCAAUGUGAAUCUAACGCUGAUUUCAAACAGAUUUGAACCCUUCAGACGAUCAGAUGAGGAGAUUUUUUUAUAAGGGGACUGGAAACGCUCAGAUCACAUAAACAAGAAACAACUGGAUGUGUGUUUUCAGUGUCCCAGUGUGCAGUAAAAUCACACCUCAAUGCAACUUUUCUAAAAUCUGGUUCAGUUUUGAAACGCCGAAGAACAAAAACAGCCUUUUUCUUAGCAUCACUCAGCUCUUUUUGACUUAUUUAAAGGCAAAAUCUGUUUUUAAAAAACUGCGUCAAUAAGAGUUUGAGCUCGUCUUUCUGUAAACCUGUAAGAAAGGAGAGAAAUUCAGUGUAAUUCAGUCCCUGCAACAUCCAAAGCAUUUCACCAAGCAGAGUGCACUGUGUGUAUAUAAAAGACAGAGUAUUAUGAAUAUUUAAAGGGAAACAGAGUUGGAACUCGUCCUCAGUGAAGUGUCGCUGCAGAUCAGAGACGCAGGUGACGUUUUAACGCAACGAGAGAAGCUGGUGAAGCUUCAGAGUCACUUUCAGAAUCCAGAUGCAAAGUUAACGGCAGCAACAUCUGGAUGUUGUCGGUACUAAAGGGAUAAAAGUUUACAGAGAGAAGCUCCUCUUGUAGCAAUAACGCCUGAAGAGGACGUUCUUCACUGCAGCGAGUCAGGUUCACUUCUUUAUCUUAAUAUUAAACCACGUCAUUUUAGACGAGAGGAAAAAUCAGACCGACUGAAAUCAAACACGAGAGGAUUUGUAAAUGUAAAAAGUCCUGAUCCAUUCGUUUCUACCAGAAUCCUCAGUGAAGAGCGUCCUCUGGGCUUUGGUACAACAGCUACCAGCGUGUGUGCACUAACUGCAGAGUUUCCUCAGAUACUGUGAGGAUAUAUAAGAUUUAAGAUAAAGAACUAUAUUAAAAGAUUUAAAGGAAAUCAGUUUAUGCCCACUGGGUGUAGUGAGUAUCAGCACUGAACCUGUCAGACCGUCAGGUUAGAAAGAAAACUUUAUUUAGAAUAAUCCAUGCACAGUGCAUCCUUUUGUUUACAUCCCUGUGGAUAAAGUUUCCUGUGGCUUCAUCUCAUCCUUCCUCGUUUUGUCUCAUCGUCUUUUUUUUUUUUUUUUUAAUCAUCGUUUUUAUCAGAAGAAGAAGAAAAAAUCUUUAUGCAUAUCAGAAGUUGCUUAGCGCUUUGUUCGGCUAUCUUAGCAGUUUGGGUUCGUUGGUAGCAGCGUAGCGGUCAUGUUUCAGUCCCUGUGUGUGUGAGAGAGUGUGUGAGAGUGUGUGUGUGUGUGUGAGAGAGAGAGAGAGAGAGAGGUGGAGGACGUUCGACAACAAGAAGGAAAUCCCAUCAGAAACCCAGAAGGACUCGACUGUGUGUGUUCAGGGCUGGAUGGGAGAGAGACUGCACGGUGUGUGUGUGAGUGUGUGUUAGGUGUGUGUGUAUCUGUGUGUGUGUGUGUAUAUUGUAUGUAAAUAGUGUUGAUUUUGUACGGUACAAGUGUGUGUGACUUGUUUUGUACACAUGAUAAAAAGAUUAAAUGACACUUUUAUAAGAGCCUGCUACUGGCUCACCGUCACACUAUACAGUGCAAUAAAGUGCUUUGAUUGGCUAAAACUCA
Molecule: messenger RNA, 7265 nt
Organism: Lates calcarifer (barramundi perch)
Lineage: Eukaryota; Metazoa; Chordata; Actinopteri; Centropomidae
Product: disco-interacting protein 2 homolog C-like
Source: RefSeq, a predicted model, not a curated record